Bufo gargarizans (Asiatic toad) is the source of this 3415-nucleotide messenger RNA. It is a transcript of the gene SLC26A9, whose product is annotated as solute carrier family 26 member 9. Lineage: Eukaryota; Metazoa; Chordata; Amphibia; Anura; Bufonidae. Gene Ontology annotation, molecular function: bicarbonate transmembrane transporter activity; oxalate transmembrane transporter activity; chloride transmembrane transporter activity. Gene Ontology annotation, biological process: transmembrane transport. The record is from RefSeq and is a predicted model, not a curated record. The coding region runs from base 137 to 2515 and encodes 792 amino acids. Gene Ontology annotation, cellular component: membrane. The transcript has 21 exons.
GCUUGCAUUUACUUUCUCCCUCUACUUCAAGUACCUCCAGCACACCUUGAAACCUAUUGGUGAGAUCACACACUGGAUACCAGGCUGCCAGCUUACAAAAGGAUUUCCUGCCACUUACACUGUUAAGGGCCAAACCAUGAAUAAGGCCCGGCCUCGAUACAUAGUUGAUCGAUCUACAUAUUCCCUUGAACUUUUCAAUGAAGAAUAUGAGAAGAAAAAUCGCAGUUACCCAGUAGGUGGGAAAGCAAGAAAAUUGUUCAGUUGGACGCCCGCCAAGUUCAAAGCUCUUAUUUUUGGUCUCCUUCCCAUUCUUACUUGGGUACCCAAGUAUAACUUAAAAGAAUAUGCCCUCCCAGAUCUGCUUGGUGGUAUCAGCGCUGGCACAAUCCAGGUCCCGCAAGGCAUGGCUUUUGCCCUUCUUGCUAACCUCCCACCUGUGAAUGGAUUGUACUCUUCCUUCUUUCCUCUUGUGACUUAUUUCUUUUUGGGAGGAAUUCCACAGAUGGUACCAGGAACGUUUGCUGUCAUUAGCAUAAUAGUGGGAAAUGUGUGUAUGCAGCUGGCUCCAGAGUCUGAUUUUCAGAAGCUAAAUGAGACCACAAAUGCCACUAUAACAGACAUGGCAGCAAUGAAUCAAGCGAGGCUGCAGGUUUCAGCAACACUUGCAUGUCUGACAGCAAUCAUACAGAUUGCCUUGGGCUUUGUGCAGUUUGGCUUUGUGGCCAUAUACCUGUCAGAAUCCUUUAUUCGUGGUUUCAUGACAGCAGCUGGCUUGCAAAUUCUUAUAUCUGUGCUCAAGUAUAUAUUUGGAGUCACCGUGCCACCAUACAGUGGUCCUCUGGCUAUUGUUUAUACCUUCAUAGACAUCUGCAAGAACCUACCAAAUACCAACGUGGCAUCCUUGGUCUUUGCUUUGGUCAGCUCGGUGCUGCUUAUCAUCGUCAAAGAGCUAAACCUCAAAUAUAUGCAUAAGAUUCGCUUUCCUAUUCCCAUGGAGAUUAUUAUUGUCAUAAUUGCUACAGCUGUCUCGGGCAGUUGUAACCUUCCGGAAAAAUAUAAAAUGGAUAUAGUGGGCCAGAUACCAUUAGGCUUUCCUGCCCCUACUUUACCUACUGUAAGCCAAUGGGGUGAAAUGAUUGGCACAGCAUUUUCUCUUGCUAUUGUUGGCUAUGUAAUUAACCUUGCCAUGGGCAGGACUUUAGGAGCAAGACAUGGCUAUGAUGUUGACCCAAACCAGGAAAUGCUGGCCCUUGGUUGCAGUAAUUUCUUUGGAUCAUUUUUCUUCAUUCAUGUGAUUUGCUGUGCACUCUCUGUAACUCUCGCAGUGGAUGGGGCUGGAGGAAAGUCACAGAUGUCCAGUUUCUUUGUUAUGAUGGUGGUUAUGAUCACUAUGCUGGCACUUGGUACUUACUUGCGACCUCUGCCUAAGGCUGUGCUAGGAGCCUUGAUAGCGGUCAAUCUGAAGAAUUCUUUAAAGCAACUUGCUGACCCUUUUUACCUUUGGAAAAAAAGCAAACUUGAUUGUUGUGUUUGGGUUGUGAGUUUCCUCUCCACCUUCAUCCUUGGCCUUCCAUAUGGUGUUGCUGUUGGUGUAGGAUUUUCUGUCUUGGUUGUCAUCUUUAACACACAAUUUCGAAAUGGUUCAGCAUUGGGUCAGGUGGCCUCUACUGAUUUAUAUAAAAACCCAAAAGUAUACAGCAAGGUUCAAUCUAUUGAAGGGAUCAAGAUUGUCAAUUACUGCUCUCCACUUUAUUUUGCAAAUUCAGAGAUAUUUAGACAGAAGGUUAUUAAGAAGACUGGACUGGAUCCAUGCAAAGUCUAUCUGUCCAAAAAGAAGUACUUGAAGAAGCAUGAUGCGGAAGAACUGCAAAGGCAAAGAGGGUCUGUGUUCAUGAAAAGUAAGACAUUAUCACUGCAAGAACUACAAGAGGACUUUGAUAGUGCACCCCCAACUGAUUCCAACAAUAACAGCACAGUGAAUGGAACGAACAGUACCAUCAGUUACAUAGCAUCAAAUACUCUGACAGUGGGUUCUUCAAUUCCUGUUAUUAUUCCAAAUGGCAUGUCCACCCCAGCACAAACUGAAGAUCCUAUCAUCAUGGCACCUCCUAUUGUUAACUUCCAUACUGUCAUCAUUGACAUGAGUGGUGUGUGUUUCGUAGAUCUGAUGGGCAUUAAAGCCUUAGGAAAGUUAGGUUCCAGUUACCAAAGGAUUGGGGUGAACUUCUAUUUAGCAGACGUACAAGCUCAAGUGUACGAUGACAUUGAACUUGGAGGAGUCUUUGCUGAGGGAGGACUGAGUCGUGAUCACCUCUUCCUUACUGUGCAUGAUGCUGUCCUUCAUGCAUUGGCAAACAAUACAGGAAUAAGACAUACCAUGUCAUCUGGAAAGGGUUCUGGUGACACUGAGAUUUUUGUGCAGGACACACAGGAUGAAAUCAAUGAGGAUUAUCCAAAUCUUGAAGAGGCCAUGUUUGGCAGUAUGUUCCAGGCCGAAAUCCAAACAGCACUGUGAGGACUUAUUUGAACCGUGGUCUCCUGCAGAUAAAAGAAAGCUCCAUUCGUUCUAAAAUCAUUGGUUGAUGAUAGGGGCUUCCGAGGCACAGCUGCUGAAAUCUGUUCAAGCCAAGAAACCUACCCUCUUUAACUCUGGGAUAGCAAUGCCUGCUGCCUUUCAGCCAAAAAAAGGAACAAACUGACUCAGGUGACAUGAUAUGGUUUCAUGUUCAGAAGCGGAUGGCAGUUCGGACAUCUAGAGUCCCACUGGUAUUUCAGUCUUCAUGCUAUUAAAAAGUUCUCUUCAAUUUACCUGUUGUGGAUGAAAACUUCACCCAUGUCUCCCAAGGCUCUCUUAUAAAUGAAAUAAAGGAGCAGAAAAGCAAAUGGGAUCCCCAGACUAAUAUACUUUUGAAUAAAUUCACCUAUGUACAGUAUGUACCAGAACAUGAGGGUGACCAUGAAAAUGUAAAAUAGCCUACAUUAUUUGGACCAUUGUUGACUUUGCAAACAAAAGCAAAGUAAGAAAUACUUUUUUAUGCUGCUUUCUGCAAAUCAAGCUAUGAAUGUACAGACUUAAUAUUUAUGCCAGUAAUUGAAAUCAAACCUGAAAAUCAAAGGCUUUACCUUACGACCUGCUGCAGGGAUGACUAGCCUAUUAUUAUUAUUAUUAUUAUUAUUAUCCACAGACGUGAAGUAUACACCAUCUUGUACUACAGAUUAAUACAAUGAAUGUCAAUGGCCAAGGUGUUUUUGAAUUCAGCACUAGAACUGCAGAGCUAUUAACACAGUCGUGAUAUCAUACUGUAUGCCCUGUGUUUGUAAUGUAUAUAUAGAAGUUCUACAAUGUUAUUUAUUUCACGUGGAUGUUGUGUAUGCCAUUGUUAAAUCACAUGAAUUAAACUAUUGGUCGCAAAAG